Glossina fuscipes is the source of this 881-nucleotide messenger RNA. RefSeq lists its product as uncharacterized. The record is from RefSeq and is a predicted model, not a curated record. The transcript has 2 exons. NCBI's taxonomy places the organism in Eukaryota, Metazoa, Arthropoda, Insecta, Diptera, Glossinidae. The coding region runs from base 156 to 734 and encodes 192 amino acids.
CCUGUUUUUAUAAUACAAUUUCUAAUUUAUUUACGAUAAACGUGCAACCAAGAAAACACGUACUUGGUAUAUUUUUGAAUAUAAGGGAUAUUUGUUAAUAUUUUGAAGAAGAAUAUUUUUUCCUUGCAAACAAUCCAAUUAACCCUGAAGCAAAAAUGAAGUCAAGAUCAGAAUCUGCGAAAAUUGGUUCGUCGGCUAAAUCUCCAAAUAAAUUAUCGAAAGAAAGCACUAAGCAAACUACGGCAAAACGAAAAGCUUCAACAUUCAAAGAAAAGUUAAGUGUAGGUCGAUUGACAAAGAAGCAGAAGACUUAUAAAAACAAUCUUCGUGCUUCUUCUAAAAGAAAGAUUCCGAGAAAUAAACUUACAGAGGCUUUAGAAAUGUUAAGAAAUUCCGAUCAUGAAAUUUGGAAAGAUGAAAAUAUUUCAUGUAAUCCGUCCAUACAUCGAUGCUAUGAAACUAAUCCAGCCAUGACGAGCACAUAUGUGAAGCUGCAAUACGCUCGGCAAUGUCUAUUAAGACGAGAUUGGGAAAAUUUAAUCAAGAUUUUGACUAUAUCUACGGUGGACGAAAAAGAAAGUCGUUACUACCCACUAUUUGUAAAGUAUGCUGCUUUAUGUUUGGCCCAUAUCGAUUCGGAGCGAUUUAAUUCAUUUACAACACUUAUUACAGACAGCGAGCCGGAAAAAAUAAUUAAAAAAUGCACGGAACUCGAUCCAAAGAUUGAAACAUAAAUACCUCACCUUUAUAAUAAAGACAUUCAUCGAGUUAAAGCUCAGAUUUAUUUGUAAUAAUUAUUAUUUUAAUAUUUUAUUAAAGAAAAUACGAAGAUUCAUAGAUAAAGCAGGAUUAUUUCUUGUUUGUUCUUGCCAUUGUGAUCU